Messenger RNA from Cynara cardunculus var. scolymus (artichoke), 1572 nucleotides. RefSeq names its product probable protein S-acyltransferase 14. Gene Ontology annotation, biological process: protein targeting to membrane; peptidyl-L-cysteine S-palmitoylation. The coding region runs from base 304 to 1230 and encodes 308 amino acids. Lineage: Eukaryota; Viridiplantae; Streptophyta; Magnoliopsida; Asterales; Asteraceae. Gene Ontology annotation, molecular function: protein-cysteine S-palmitoyltransferase activity. The transcript has 7 exons. Gene Ontology annotation, cellular component: endoplasmic reticulum; Golgi apparatus. The record is from RefSeq and is a predicted model, not a curated record.
AACUAAUUUACCUUCAUUUUUCUCUCAUCCUUCUUCUGGUCUUGGUCCUCCCCUCUCUCUUUCCUCUCCCACCAUGGAUUCAGGACUUCUUACCUAAAAAUCAUAAACCCUUGACACCAAAUAGCACAAAAAAAGGAAAACAAUCUUCCAAAUUUCACAAACCCACAUCUCAAGAUUCACAAAUGUUUAAAACCCACAAAUUCAAAAUCACAAAAAGAGAUUCAAACCCUUUUUCAGGGUUCUAAUUUUUUCUUGAAUUCUUCCUUGUUGUUUUCAUCUCUUCACAGGAUUUUGAAGAGUGGUAUGUAUAGAUCUGGAUUUGUGAUGGCUUGGAAUGUGUUUAAAUUCUGUACGGCCCUUAGAGGGUUAGGCUCGAUCAUGAUCUUGUUGGUUCUUGGUGUUGUUGGUGUCUCUUAUUACGCCGUCGUUUUGUCAAUCUACGGCCCUGCUUUGAUCUCCGGUGGCCUUGAUUCAUUCAUCGCACUUGCUGUCUUGAUCAUGUUUCAUACCCUGUUGGUGAUGCUAUUGUGGAGUUAUUUCUCUGUGGUUCUCACGGACCCUGGUGGUGUACCGCCUAAUUAUAGGCAAAUGGUGGAUGAGGAAAGAGGGGAUGUUGAUCGAUUGGCUGGAUCUGAAUUCAGCCCAUUGGCCACACCUGACCCAGCAAAUGCAAGAGUUCGUUAUUGUCGGAAGUGUAACCAGUUAAAACCUCCUCGUUGCCACCAUUGUUCUGUUUGUGGAAGGUGUGUGCUAAAAAUGGACCAUCAUUGUGUGUGGGUUGUUAAUUGUGUUGGUGCACAAAACUACAAGUACUUCCUUCUCUUUUUGUUCUACACGCUUCUCGAGACAACGCUUGUAACUUUAUCCUUGUUGCCGUAUUUCAUAGAAUUCUUUAGUGACGGAGAGGUCCCCGGAUCCCCUAGCACUUUAGCAACAACUUUUCUCGCCUUUGUUUUGAACUUGGCUUUCGCUUUAAGUGUUUUCGGGUUUAUGAUUAUGCACAUAUCUCUAGUGGCCGGCAAUACAACAACAAUUGAGGCAUACGAGAAGAAGACCACACCGAAAUGGCGAUAUGAUCUUGGCCGUAAGAGGAACUUUGAACAGGUAUUUGGAACCGUUCAGAGAUACUGGUUUAUCCCCACUUAUAGUGAUGAAGAUCUACGUAGAAUGCCCGCCCUUCAAGGUCUCGAGUACCCCUCAAAGCCCGAUUUGGAUUCCCAAGAAUUCUAAAUACAACUCGGAAAACAAACAUUUUUCUUCAUUUACAACAUGAAUUCCGAACCCCCGGGACCUCACGUCCAUCAAAGCAGGUUACAACUUAUUUGGGGUAUCGGCGUUUAAACUUGCGUAGCAGCAGGUCUUGAGACGGAUAUGUAGGCGUUCGUCGGAACGGAGAAAGCGGAAUUCGGUGUCUUAGAGUAAUUGGGGUUCAUGAAGUUAUUGCAAGUUAUGUAUACGGUUUACACGAAAUGUAAAAUGAUAACGUUUUGACUAUUUGACCAUAUGUAUCGGUGGACUAGUUUUCGUGACGGUUCGUUUUUUAUGAAGGAUUCUGGUCGGAUUCUUGGGUGA